This is a messenger RNA of Alnus glutinosa, 1431 nucleotides long. RefSeq lists its product as uncharacterized. The record is from RefSeq and is a predicted model, not a curated record. The coding region runs from base 55 to 780 and encodes 241 amino acids. NCBI's taxonomy places the organism in Eukaryota, Viridiplantae, Streptophyta, Magnoliopsida, Fagales, Betulaceae. Gene Ontology annotation, molecular function: zinc ion binding. The transcript is spliced from 4 exons.
UAGCUCCAAUAGGCGUAUGACACUUGUCAUCUCAUAACUUGUCCUAAGCAGCCCAUGAGAAGGUACCAACUAAAAAGAUAUGGCAUUAAAACAUUGAAGGGCAAGUUGUGCCCUAAAAUUGUUGAGAAGCUUAAGGCCGUCAGUGAAGAGGCAACAGACUGCCUUUCCCGUUAUGCUGAUGAUAGUAUGUUUGAAGUAGAGAAGGGACGUAGAACGUACGUCAUGGAUUUGAGGAAGAGGACAAGUGGAUGCAGGAAGUGGGAAAUGACUAGGGUCUCAUGUGCACAUGGAUAUUCUGCCAUAACCUUCCAUGGACACAAACCGAAGGAUUAUGUGGAUCACUACUAUAGCAUUAAGAUGUUCAAGAAGGCGUAUGCUCCCAUGAUAUAUCCAGUUCCUAGUGAGGAAAAGUGGAUUUGGAUCAACCACGGUGUUUUGGAACUGCCUAAAUCAAGAGUGGCCCUAGGCAGACCUCGAAAGGCCAGAACAAGAAGUCCUGAUGAGUCAAGAGAACCAAAGAAUCCUUACAGGAUGAGGAAGUUUGGAGUGAAAGGUAAAUGCAGUUUCUGCAAACUGUUUGGACACAAUACCAAGACUUGUCCAAAGAAGAAGUAUCUGGCAUCAAAUUAUAGGCAACCCGCGACAGAAGUUGAGUUGCCUAUUCCAUCUCCAGCAAGUACACAAAGUGUUGGAAGUAGCAGUAGUCGAAGAGAAGAUACAAAGCUAGCAACCUCAAGUCGAAGGGGAGGUGCACAGCCACAUAACAAAAAAUUCCUAUAAGGAGAGGUGUUUUAAUUGAUCGCAGUUGUGCUUCAAAGCAACCCAUUGUAGCAGCUACUUCAUCUGUUCAAAGACAUGUGGAAAAUACUGUUGGACUUAUAGUGCCAUGUUGGAACAGGCAACCUCCAGCACCCAGACCACCUCCACCACCCAAGAAAGUGUCUGACAGAUUAAAAGCCCAAUGGCGCAGCGUUCCAACAAAUCCAAAACCCACAGUUUGAAUUGACCUAACUGCUAGAACAACUAUUGAAGAUGUAGGUGGAGGGAAAGUAUACGAAUUGAACCCAAUCACCCCACCUGUUGCUGCAAAAGAGAAAUCCAAAGGAAAAAAGCGUUGUGCAUACCAUUGAAAAAGGAAUACAUAUUAUGGAGUCCAAGUUGAAGAAGAAAAAGCCACAAUGGAAGCAUUGACAAGUGUUUUGGACAAUUUGCACAAUUUGUGUAAUGUAAUGAAAUGUUAGGAAAUGGUUGGACAAGUUUGGUAAAUGCAGGUUUAUGGAUUAUGUAGCUUGGUUGCGUGUUUGGAUAGUGGACUAUGGAUUAUGUAGCUUGGUUUAUGGAUUAUGUGUGUUUGAAGAAUAUGGAUUAUGGAAUAUGUAGCUUGGUUUAUGGAUUAUGUGUGUUUGAACAAUAUGGAUUAUGUAGCUUGGU